CCCGUAGUUCUUCCCGUGGCUGGCCUCCACAUUGAUGGCUGAGCCGUGGAGCUUAUGGAAGUGCAGGUUCUUGAUAGCUUUCACCGCGGCCCUGCGGUCAUCCAUGUGGACGAAGGCGAAGUUUUUGAUGAUGGCACAUUCCGUGACUGUGCCAUACUCGGUGAAGAGGGCCUUGAUUUCAUCCUCGGUUGCUUCCUGGGGCAAGUUGCCGACAAAAAUCUUCACCAUCCUCGAUCUGUUUCAAGGAAAAGUAGAGGACGGUGCUAUAUGUUGUACGUGCGCGGGCAUCUCAGGAACACCUUAUGAGAACGUCGAUCAUUCUGCGAGUGGGAGUAAAUGGCCCCUUUGUCUCCGCAAAAUGGCGGACACAUUCAACACCGCGCAAAUAAUUCACUUAAUAAAGGGUGAAUGCGUCAUGCAAAGUGUACACUAUUGACAUUAUGGUGUAUUCGGGUGUAAACCAACGAUGCGUUUUCAGUUGAAAGUCGGGUUUUGUCAAAUCUAUUAUAUUAGCAAUUAGCUUUGGUUAGCUUAGUUGUGGCGCCAUGUUUUAUUUUACACAAAGCAUGGUAUGACUUAAAGGGUAUACACACGGUAAGAUACAAUCCCCCACUGAUUAAACUAAACAUGUUAACACAUUAUAGUAUAUAUUUAAACCACUGGAUUUUUUUUUUACAUUACUCACCUUUUAUCAAGAGGAACCAAACGUUGUACCGGCAGCCUGCGAUUGCUUUUAGCACUGCUUCCGGUUCUUCUUGACUUCUCACUGCCCCCUAUUGGUCAGAGUGAUGACGUAACUGCUAUUGGUGGGAUUUAUUUAUUUAUUAUUUAACUUUAUUGGAAAUAUCAAGCAGCAGUAACAUAGAUGGUACGCAUGACAAUUCAGCAUUAACAAAAACACAAGGAUUAACGUGAAUAUAGAACAAAAGCUGGACCACUGUACAACUUGCAACAUUUGUAGUCAAGUCAACAUUGUAAUUUAAGUAUUAUACCAACAAGUUUCGCUUCAUUCUGUCACUUUCUUUGGUGUAAAAAAAGACACAUAAGGAAAACAAAACGGGGUUUUAAUUUGUAACAUGUCACGCCCGAAACUAACCAAAUGGCCUUCUUUUUAUACAUGCGUCAUCGGGGACUUUCGGUUCUAUACUGCUGGAUUCAGAGGCACGAUAAAGCAAAAGAACGAACUUAACGUAUUGGGUAUUGUUAGUCCAGCGUUUACCACGGAAAUAAUAUGUUACAGAAAUGCUGAAUAAGGGUGACGAAAGAAGGGAGGCGCAACAGAAGCUGCAGCAGAAUUCAGCUUUAAUGUCACUAGUACAGACAGGACAAAAGCAAGUUGCAGUUCUUCAUUCAUCUUCGGUCAUCUUUACAUUUGAGGAGCCAAAACAAGGUAAGAGCAACACAAUGAGGAGAAAUGAAUAUUCACCUUUUACAGUAAGCCUAAACUAACACCUUGUGUCAAUAUUUUUGUCCAGUUUAUUCAAAAUGAGUGUUUCUGAGACAAUGGAGACAGAAGAGGAUCUUUUGACUUGCCUCCACAUCAAGUUCUACCACCCCCAGCAGAACACUAAAGGUUUUUACAGUUUGCUCCAUCUGGGCAACAGAAGUAAACACUGUGCAGAUGAGCCUCUCCGUUUAGGACGGGAUACCCAGGUUUGCAACUUUUCUCUGGUCGACCGCAGGGUGUCCCGCAAGCAGCUGGCCCUCCAUGCUUACCGCACACCUCAGAGUCAAGACAUGCUGUUCACCCUUCAGAACUUGUCUCAGGUGGCAAAGGUGUACGUUAACAGCUUAGCCCUGGACUUCUUGGAGAGGGUGGAUCUCCCGAAUAAGGCCCUGGUCCGGUUCGGGCAGUACGAGAUACUGAUCGUCAGGGAGGCCGGCGAGGCCAAAGGGAGCUUUGAGGUGGAGUUGGACGUCCUGCCAGCGCCUCCAUCUAGGGAGACAUGCGCAUGUCAGCCCAGCACCGUGCCAGUCAUGGACACAGGAUCCCAGCUGAUACCCAAACCAGAAAUCCAAGACCCUUUGGAGACAGAUGAGACUCUCAUGUGUCAUUCACUCAACACUCUACCCUCUCUGUGACUUAGUUUUCCUUUCAUUUAGCCACUUUCUGAUCUUGAUGACAUCCUGUUGGUUUACUGGGCUUCUUGUACAAGUCCUGUUAAUUAUGAACUCAUAUUGUAAAGCUGUGAUCUUUAUGUAGUGUAUCCUGUACUUAUACAUACUGUAUACUGUGAAGUUUGUUUGAAAGCUGUUUAACCUACACUUUGUUAGUGCUUUGCAAGUACUAGCCACAGAUCAGCACAUAUUUUAAAGCAGCUCUUCAUUCAAAUGAGACUCAGCAUCGCUAAACUGUGUAUCUUUAUAUUCACACAAGAGUGACAAAGGCCGGCAUUGUUAUAUAUAUAUAUAUAUAUAUAUAUAUAUAUAUAUAUAUAUAUUUUUUUUUUUAAACAUCUUGUCAGUCUGAAAUUUGAAAAAAAUCAAAA
Molecule: messenger RNA, 2489 nt
Organism: Dunckerocampus dactyliophorus (ringed pipefish)
Lineage: Eukaryota; Metazoa; Chordata; Actinopteri; Syngnathiformes; Syngnathidae
Gene: tifa
Product: TRAF interacting protein with forkhead associated domain
Exons: 2
Coding region: 1486-2082 (198 amino acids)
Biological process (GO): canonical NF-kappaB signal transduction
Molecular function (GO): protein binding
Source: RefSeq, a predicted model, not a curated record